Molecule: messenger RNA, 3575 nt
Organism: Scaptodrosophila lebanonensis
Lineage: Eukaryota; Metazoa; Arthropoda; Insecta; Diptera; Drosophilidae
Gene: Rbfox1
Product: AF4/FMR2 family member 4
Exons: 16
Coding region: 59-2905 (948 amino acids)
Biological process (GO): regulation of alternative mRNA splicing, via spliceosome; nervous system development
Cellular component (GO): cytoplasm; nucleus
Molecular function (GO): mRNA binding
Source: RefSeq, a predicted model, not a curated record
AGCAAGAAUAACGCUUUCGAUUUUCAAGCGCAAAAAUUAACAAUAAAAAUCAAAAUAAAUGUCUGCAGUUGAAUUAAAUGGCACCGUGCCGGCCAUGGAAUUUCAUCAGAGACAGCACAUGGUGCAGGCUGGCGUGGCGCCCUACCCCGGCGCACCUGCUGGCUAUGCAGCCGCGCCAGGUCCAGCAGCAGCAGCCGCUGCUGCCGCGGCCGCUGCACAACAGGCAGGCGCAGCAGCAGCAGCAGCCAGCGCUGCGCCCACAGCUGCUGAAAGUCUGUCACUGGUUGUGGCAGCCAAUGCGGCCAAAGCAGCUGAACCAGUGACCCAAUUGAAGGCAGCCGAGGGCAGCCUUGCUGCUGCAGUCGCUGCUGGAGCAGGCGGCGGCAAUGGCAACACAGUGGCUGCAGGGGCAGCUACAAAUGCGGCCGAUGGUGGUGCCAAUGCGUCGCUCUACAUGCAACAGAAGAAGACAAAUCUGUCAACACAAACAACAGCAACAACAGCACCAGCAAUAGGAACAGCUUCAGUGACACAAUACAAUGGCACAAUUGCCGUUGCACCCACACCCGUGCCCACCUCACACAACUGCAACGGCAAUGUUGUCUCUCAAGUCUCUGCCACUGCCUCCGUGCCCGCGCCCGCCUCAACGACAACGAUGACGACGCCACUGCUGGUCACGCCGCACUCGACAUCGCUGACAAAUGGACACGGACCCAUGGAGACACAGCAAAAUGUGCUCAGCAUAUCCACAGUAUUGAUUAAAAGCGAACAGGACGCACAACAACAGCAGCAGCAGCAGCAACAGCAGCAACAACAACAACAGCAGCAGCAGCAAAACAACACAGUAGUGGGCAACAUCGGCGGUCCGCCCAGCUCACCGCUCAGCAGCUCACCGUCCAGCGUCCCAGUUGCCGCCUCCGUUGUCGCUCAAGCAACCCUCAAUGGGAAUGCUAACGAUGGAAACGUCUCAGGCAACACAUCACCAAUUGCCCAGCCAAUGGGUAGCAGCAACAACGAACCAUUGCUGCAAACACCACCCACACAACAACCACUUAGCAUUAGCAGCAGUGCGGUGGUGCAGCCGGCAGCCACCUCGGUCACGGCCAGCUCAAUAGCAGCCGGCACAUUGGCCGCCACCAGCUGCAGCUCCACUGUUGGUCUACUCCCCACAGUCAGCGCCACUCCCGGCCUGGACAGCAAUUGUGUGACGUCCAAUGGUGUGUCCGCCAGCACCUCACAGGUUAUUGCCCACCUUAAUGCGGCCGCUGCUGCAGCUAGCGGUAUUAUGACCGCCUCCGUGCAAUCGCCACCCCAUGUGGCCACUAGUCUAACGAGCGCUCUAGUCCCGGCCCAACCGGUACCCGCUGUUGCAGUCGCAGCCGCUGCCGCCGCUGCGGCCGCCAUCGAUGCCAAAAGUCAGCCAAAGCGUUUGCACGUAUCCAAUAUACCGUUUCGCUUCCGGGAUCCAGAUCUGCGCGCCAUGUUUGGGCAAUUUGGCACUAUACUGGAUGUGGAAAUCAUCUUCAAUGAACGUGGCAGCAAGGGAUUCGGUUUUGUAACAUUCGCUAACAGCAACGAUGCAGAACGAGCACGCGAACGUCUACACGGCACCGUGGUUGAGGGACGCAAAAUCGAGGUGAAUAACGCCACUGCACGUGUACAAACCAAAAAAGUGACAGCAGUACCCAACGUUGUACUGACCAAAGACGGUGCCAUUCCGGCUCCAGCUCUAGUUUGUGUACAAUGGCCUGAAGCCGCCGUAGCCGCCGCCGCUGCCAUGCGUGGAGUUGCCAUACAACGUGGACAUGUGGGCGUGGUCGGCGCCUCACCCUUCCAUCAUCUAUCCAAUCAUCCGCAUCAUCAUCAGGCGCUGGCAGCCGCCGCUGCAGCUGCGCAGCAACAACAACAGCAACGUCAGGUGGCCGCUGCCGCCGCCGUCGCUGCCGCAGCCGCCCAACAGCAGCAGCAGCAACAACAGCACCAUCAACAGCAGCAGCAGCAACACCAGCAGCAGCAACAACAACAGCAGCAACAACAACACGCACAUCAAGUGCAGCAACAGCAGCAACAACAACAACAGGCCCAUGUCCACCCGCAUGCCCAUGCCCUGCCCCAACUGGGACUGCAGCCCACGCUUCAAGCUGUUGCAGUGCCCACGGCCGCUGGCCUACAAGCGGCAGCCGCUGCCAACGCGAACAGUGCGGCCGCCGCUGCUGCCCAGCAGCAUUCGUUGCAACAUACCUUGGCCGCUGCAGCCGCCGCUCAAAAUAAUGCAGCAGCAGCCGCUGCUGCCGCUGCCAAUCCGAACGCCGCCGCCGCUGCCGCCUACGCUGCACGCCUACAAGGCGCAACACAAACCCCGGCCGCUGCUGCUGCGGCUGCGGCAACAAUGGCGGCGUCGGCCAAUGCGGCCAACAACGCUGCCGCCGCUUUGCAUGGAUUUGCGCCUGUAUACUAUGAUCCCUUCUUAGCAGCCGCUGCAUCCGCUGAUCCAAAUCUACGCUUCCAGGCAGCCAAACCGGUCACUGAAGUUCCAGCCGCACAGCCAGCCGCCAUUUUAAAUCGCCGCACUGUGACUACGCUAAACAGUACCCCACAUACGAUCAACCGCAUUCCGGUACCACAGAAUGUUUUGGCCACUGCUCCGCUGUUAAAGACACCCCUGUCUCAGGCCCAGCAGCAGGCGUAUGCACAAGCGGCCACCACCUAUACGGCGGUUGCUGCACGUGCAGCAUACGGUGCUGCCGCAGCUGCAGCCGCUCAACCGGCACUCGCUGGCUAUGCCACCGUAGCGGGUUAUGCGCGCGAAUAUGCGGAUCCCUAUCUAGGACAUGGAAUUGGACCCGUUCCUGGUUAUGGGGCAACCAUGUAUCGCGGUGGCUUCAAUCGGUUCACGCCAUAUUAAAAACCUUCGCAAGCCAGCCCAAAAAACAAAAAAAAGCACAUGAACAACUCUACUUGACAAUGCUCAAUACAUAUAUGAACAAAACUAGACGUAAAUACUCUACGUGCAGUAAGUAGCAGGUAAACUUAAAGAAUUAGAGAUACUCGCAGGCGCUCAAAAUGAGAAUACGGCUGCACACACGCUCUCUUCUCAAACAAAACACGCGCACACAUACACACAAAGCAGCACAUCGUGAAUCGUCGAUGGAGUUUGAAAAUCAAAGCUAAAAGCAGCCGCGUUCUAAAUCUAAACAAAAGAUUAGCAUAUAGCGUGUAGUUGUUGCAGUUACAAGCAAAUGAACUAAAACAAAAAGCAAAAUAACAAAUCAAUGUCGUCCAACAAAAAGAGAAAACAAUGAGAAAUGCAAAAACCAAAAAGCAAAUGCCGCAAAAACAAAAAAAAACACAGUUCUAUGAAGUUUAUACAUAAUUAAUGGCAAAUAGUUUUCAAAGUGCUUCAUGUGUAGAUUUUUAACAACAAAAUAAAACAAAACAACAAAAGGAAAGCAAAUGCUGAAACUUUGCAGCAACAGAAUUUAUAUAUACAUAUAUAUAUGGGUAUAUAUACCUACAUGCUAUAUAUGUAGAUAUAUAUGCAUAAUACAUAUAAAACAUUGUAUUUGUAUAUCACA